AAACAAGAACACAAGAUACAGUCAUCACUGUCUCAAAUUUCUAACGAAGAUCAAAACAGAAGCCAUGGUUUCGUUGCUUACAAUGCCGACGAGCGGUGCUAUAAAAUGGCCUCAAGCCCAAAUUGAUUUAUGCUUGAGGCCCAUCAAAAGACAGCCGAAAAUUAAAUGCACGGUGCCGAUCGACGUAACAGAGCAACCCUUUAAACGUUCUUCAUUUACACCUACAACCACUGCGACGCCGCCGCAUCAUAAUUCCCUCCGACUAAACAUUUUCCAGAAAGUGGCGGCGAUUGCUAUUGACGCAGCUGAGCGCGCGUUGAUCUCCCACGAGAAAGAUACUCCUCUUUCCAAAACCGCCGAUCCGAGUGUUCAAAUCGCCGGGAAUUAUUUUCCGGUGCCGGAAUGUCCCGUCCGACAAUUUCUUACCGUCGAAGGAACAAUCCCAGACAGCAUUGACGGAGUAUAUGUCCGUAACGGCGCAAAUCCAAUGUUCGAGCCAAUCGCUGGGCAUCAUUUAUUCGACGGAGACGGGAUGGUUCACGCCGUUAAAAUAACCAACGGUUCAGCAAGUUACGCAUGUCGGUUUACUAAAACCGAGAGAUUGAUUCAAGAAAAACGAUUGGGUCGACCGGUUUUCCCGAAAGCAAUCGGCGAGCUUCACGGCCACUCGGGGAUCGCACGUCUGAUGCUUUUUUACGCACGUGGGAUAUGCGGUCUGGUCAACAAUCAAAACGGCGUCGGAGUAGCGAACGCCGGUUUGGUUUACUUCAAUAACCGGCUAUUAGCAAUGUCAGAAGACGAUUUACCGUAUCAAUUAAAAAUAACUCAAACUGGCGAUCUCCAAACCGUUGGUCGUUACGAUUUCGACGGUCAGUUAAAAUCCACGAUGAUCGCCCACCCGAAGCUCGACCCGGUUACGAAGGAGCUCCACGCGCUAAGCUACGACGUCGUGAGAAAGCCUUACUUGAAGUACUUCAGAUUCUCGCCGGACGGCGUUAAAUCACCGGAAGUAGAGAUCCCGCUCGAGACUCCGACGAUGAUUCACGAUUUCGCUAUAACGGAGAACUUCGUGGUGAUCCCGGAUCAGCAAGUCGUGUUCAAGCUAGGGGAGAUGAUGGCCGGGAACUCGCCGGUGGUUUUCGACGGCGAGAAGGUUUCGCGAUUGGGGAUAAUGCCGAAAGACGCGACGGAGGCUUCCGAGAUAAUCUGGGUGGACUCGCCGGAGACGUUCUGUUUCCAUCUCUGGAACGCGUGGGAAUCGCCGGAGACUGAGGAAGUGGUGGUGAUCGGGUCGUGUAUGUCGCCGGCGGAUUCUAUCUUCAACGAGAGGGACGAGGGCUUGAGAAGCGUCUUGAUAGAGAUCAAGAUAAACCUCAGGACGCGUGAAUCCACGCGACGCGCGUUGUUGGAUGACGAGGUGAAUUUAGAGAUCGGUAUGGUUAACCGGAACCGGUUAGGUAGGAAAACCCGGUUCGUGUUUCUGGCUAUCGCUGAUCCUUGGCCAAAAGUCUCCGGUUUCGCUAAGGUUGAUCUUGUCACCGGCGAAAUUGAAAAGUAUGUUUACGGCAGUGAGAAAUACGGCGGCGAACCGUUUUUCUUGCCCAGUGGCGCCGUUGACGGCGGAGAAAAUGAAGAUGACGGUUAUAUAUUCUGUUACGUUCACGACGAAGUGAGAGAGACGUCGGUACUUCAAAUUAUUAACGCCGUUAAUUUAAAGCUUGAAGCUACGAUCAAUCUACCGUCUAGAGUACCGUACGGUUUUCAUGGUACAUUUGUGGAUUCAAGUGAACUCGUGGACCAAGUAUAAUAAUUAUUUAUUGAAAUUUGUAGGUUUUUUUUUGUCAACGUAAUUUGUAGGUUUUAAUAUCGAUUAUCUCUA
Raphanus sativus (radish) is the source of this 1879-nucleotide messenger RNA. Its product is annotated as 9-cis-epoxycarotenoid dioxygenase NCED2, chloroplastic-like. Gene Ontology annotation, molecular function: carotenoid dioxygenase activity. The transcript has a single exon. The coding region runs from base 65 to 1807 and encodes 580 amino acids. The record is from RefSeq and is a predicted model, not a curated record. Gene Ontology annotation, cellular component: chloroplast stroma. Lineage: Eukaryota; Viridiplantae; Streptophyta; Magnoliopsida; Brassicales; Brassicaceae. Gene Ontology annotation, biological process: carotene catabolic process.